Molecule: messenger RNA, 150 nt
Organism: Haemonchus placei
Lineage: Eukaryota; Metazoa; Nematoda; Chromadorea; Rhabditida; Trichostrongylidae
Source: the annotation of a GenBank genome assembly
AUGAACGCGCGACUACGCAAUCCUCCUCUCUACAAUAUUCAACAUCAUGCUCCUCAUAAUGAAUGGUUAGUCAUUCCUCUUUCUUCUCUAUCGUAUUCUUUCCUCCGUUUUACAGUAACCUUGCGAAAUCCCCUACGUUUCAUACGGUAG